AUAUAUAGGUGGUAGCUGCUGACUGCUGUCUCUACACUUAGAAAUGGCAUCAUUAAAGGUUUCUUCAGUAAAACUAGGAUCAUGUGGUGAUGAAAUUACUAUGCCAGUAAUAGGCAUGGGAACUUCAUCGCACCCUCCGGUGGACCGUCAAACGGCCAAGGCUGCCAUUCUUGAAGCAAUCAAAGUGGGUUACCGCCACUUUGACACAGCCUUUGCUUAUGGUAAUUCAGAGCAACAUUUGGGGGAAGCUAUUGCUGAUGCUCUACGUCUUGGACUCAUCGAGUCGAGGGAUGAGCUCUUCAUCACAACCAAGCUUUGGGCCAGCUUUGCUGAAAGAGAUCUUGUGCUGCCUGCAAUCAACACCAGUUUAAGGAAUCUUCAAAUGGAGUAUGUUGAUAUGUACAUAAUACAUUGGCCAUUCAAAUUGGGGCGAGAGAUGACGGGUAUGCCUCUCGACGAAGAUCAGGUACAACCCCUCGAUAUCAAAUCUGUUUGGGAGGGCAUGGAAGAAUGCAAGAAACUCGGCCUUGCGAGGGGCAUUGGCGUCAGUAAUUUCACCUCCAAGAUGCUCGAGGAGCUCCUCUCCAUCGCCAAAAUCCCUCCUGCCGUCAAUCAUGUGGAGAUGAGCCCAGCUUGGCAGGUGAAGAAACUGAGGGAGUUUUGCAAGGCAAAAGGGAUACAUGUCACAGCCUACUCUCCACUGGGUGCAUCUGGGACUUCAUGGGGAGACGACAGGGUUUUAGGCUCACAAGUCCUCCAACAGAUUGCCAAAGCAAAAGGGAAAACAACUGCUCAGAUAUCGUUGAGAUGGGUAUAUGAGCAAGGGGUGAGCAUGGUAGCGAAAAGCUACAACAAAGAAAGAAUGAGGCAGAACCUUGAUAUCUUCGACUGGUCCUUGACUGAGGAGGAGUUGCAGAAGAUGAGUCGUCUUCCACAGAUCAAAGGCUUCGUUUUUGCUUCACUUUUGGGACAGCAUGAUCUACUGCUUCAGAUUGACGCUGGAUUAUGAUCGAAUGAUCGAUCAUUCAUUCCAUCACGUCAAGAUAAGAUCCUAGUUAAUUGAUCGACACCCUCGAUCACAAUGUAUCAUAAUAACUGAAUGGUGUUGAAAUUCAGAUUGCAGGAUAGUGGUCUUUCUUAACUUCAUAUUGUAUCACGUUAUGAAUAAAAUCAAUCAAAGCUGAUCUUUUGGAUGCAAGACGCUAGCUAAA
This is a messenger RNA of Rosa rugosa (rugosa rose), 1211 nucleotides long. Its product is annotated as D-galacturonate reductase-like. The coding region runs from base 44 to 1009 and encodes 321 amino acids. The record is from RefSeq and is a predicted model, not a curated record. The transcript is spliced from 4 exons. Gene Ontology annotation, cellular component: cytosol. NCBI's taxonomy places the organism in Eukaryota, Viridiplantae, Streptophyta, Magnoliopsida, Rosales, Rosaceae. Gene Ontology annotation, molecular function: aldose reductase (NADPH) activity.